AUGUCCUGGCAACGCAUCUGGGACGUGAAGGUCAGUCGCGCAGACGGCAGUGUCAAAAACGGGACAGUCGUCGGUGGCCGGGACGAGAAGCGUCGGGUCGAAAAUCGAGUCGUCGAAAUCGGGACAGGUAUCGAUACCAUCGUCGUGAAUACCAUCUUGAAACAUUAUAUCUUGAUCGUCUUGAAAGGUGUCGUCGUGAACGGCGUGAACAGUAUCGUCGACGCCGGUAACACCUUGGGCAACGUCGUUGCCGAUCCCAUCGGUGUGCAUGGGGUCAGUCAGACCGGCGCCAGCGGGAAGAUUGCGCCCUCGUCGGAAGCGGUGGCGGUGUCAGUAGCGGAGUUGUCGUCGUCACACCAUAUGUCAGCAGCACCAGCAACAGCGUCGUCCGAGGCGCAGUCGUCGUUGUCGUCGUCAUCGACGUCACUGAAGAAUUCGCUCGCAACGCUCAGGGCGUCGUCGUCUCGCGCCGUCACCGCGCUCGAGGCCGUGCUGCUCACCGGCGAUGCUGGCGGCAGCGAACCGCUGGACAUGGCGCGGUCGCGCGCGAAGAGCGAGAAGAUGUUCAUGGCGCAGCAGAGUACACGCAGCAGACACAGUUGA
Messenger RNA from Hyaloperonospora brassicae, 603 nucleotides. The record is from the annotation of a GenBank genome assembly. Lineage: Eukaryota; Oomycota; Peronosporomycetes; Peronosporales; Peronosporaceae.